AUGAAAAUUUGGAGUAAAUAUGUCAACAUCCUUUUAUUCUGCGCUGCAGUAUCAAAUGUGCGUUGUAUUUGGUAUCUAGAUACCCCAACAGAAGGAAAAGGUGGCGAAAAGGCAAAGGACUCCAAUGCCCUGGAAAAGCCAAAAACAGCAGUGAAAACUGCUAAUCCAGCGACAAACGGUGGCAAUCGCGUCUCUCAGUCUAAUGCAAUAGACAAGGUGCUUUUGGGAGGUUAUUCCGCAAAGGCUGAUUCUACCUAUAAAGCGGUAGAGUCCGGUGGAUUUCGCAAGUAUGAUGCCAACAACGCCCUGACCAAGGGUGGAGGAUAUUGGUGUAGCGAGAGAAACCUGCUAGAUGAUAGAAUUGUCACUUGGACGGGCACUUUAAAGGUUGACCGAGUCUUACGAGGAGUAAUCAUAACAUGGGAAUACGUUCCAGCCUUUGUGUCUAUUUGGGUUAGUAAAGAUGACACUGGCGAAUUCAUUGAGAUCAUACCAUUUCAAUCAUGUUCCAACGUCACCGACAAACAUGAGAUAUUAUUUCCAAGAAAAGUUAGAACAAGGUCUGUACAAAUAAAGAUGAAGGGACAAGUGAAUGAUUAUUUUGGUAUCAGUUUUGUGCAGUUUAUUGGUGAAGAGAAUCCCCUGUUCCGCAUACAAUCUGGGAUUACAUCCAUAGAGGAUAUGUGUCUACAAGUUGACGAUACUGGAGAGGUUGUUUUGGACAGUUGCAUAUCCGCCAUUGCUAAUUUAACAUUUGGAGAUGUUUGGAGAUAUAAUGAUAAGAAGCAACUCUAUAAUCCGGUGACAAACUUGUGUAUGACACUGGAGAAUAAUAUUGAGACUGAUGGAGGAAGGAUAAUGAUGUUACCAUGCACAGAAAAAAAUGGAGAUGACUAUAACGAUGGCAGAAAUUCAUGGGUUUUGCUUCCAAAUAAUCAAAUAAAGUUAAGAAGACCCGGGAAUCUCUGCCUAUCUCAACAUGGGUCUUCAGCUGGUUUAGUCAAUGUGGCUUUGAAUAAAAUUGCAAAAAGCAAUUAUUCAGUACAUAAUGACCCCAAUCACACGGCAGAAAGAGCAUUGGAUGGUAGUGCUGUAAGCUUCUGGUUGUCUAGACAUUUUAAUCCAGAUACCAUACCAGAGGUAAAUUUCACAGUAAACUUGCAAGAAGAAUACAAGGUUAGAAAAGUUGAAAUCAUAUGGCAUAUACCAGCACUAAGUUACAAACUUUACAUUAAACAUGGAGACGCAGAUUGGGAGCUCGUUAAGGACGUUAGCGCGAAUACACUAAAAGUUACUAUUGAUGAUAUGAAGGAUAGGAUUCUACAAUUUUUGAGAAUUGAGAUGAUUAGUCCAAACCCAGACUACAGUGAAAAUGGAAAGUUACGUUAUGGGAUAAAUAGUAUAUCCGUUUAUACUAACAGACUUAAAACAAUUGUGGAAUCAUGUGAUGUCGCUAAGGAGACAAAGGAUGCACGGGACAAGUAUUUUUUGGAAUCAGUUUAUCAAGUAAAUUUACAAACUACACUACCUCUUAAGCGAGCUGAAGAUCAUAUUGAAUCAAUGGUUAAGACUAUUGAGAAGAAAGUUGCAGACAUUGAAAGAUUGACACCAACAAUAAGGAAGUGUAAAACCAGACAUGAAAGUUAUUUUAACAGAAUAGAGCAGCUUAAGAAACGUUAUGAAAAAUUUGCCGAUAAACUAUUCCAAAUAGAACAAAAUAUGGCAUCCGUAAAAGUAGAUGAUGGCAUUACAAAAAGCGAUAUACCUAGAGAUUGUAUUGAUAUCAAAAAUCUUGCAGAAAACAAACCUAGUGGAUUUUAUGACAUAAGACCGCCUUGCUCUCCUCAGCCAAUAAGGGUGUAUUGUGAUAUGUACACUGGUUCAUCAUACUAUAUCGCAACGUUUGAGGACAGCAAUAGUAUUGGUCUUCCAGAUGUAGUAAAUUUGUGUGAGUCACAUGGACUGGAACCUUUACAAUUGCAACAUGAAAAACAGUUGGAAUCACUGAGAAUUAUGAUGAACACGAUGGAAAUCCCUACUGAUACUGUUUUACCUCUGGCUGUAAGAAUUGGACAUGUCUUCAAAUCACUAGAUCUUGCAGCUGAUGUUACAUCAUUUUUGAAACCGAAUGAUACUGAUGGAAAUAUAGUUGGGAUAACUACAGAUGGCGUUAUAUAUUUCGAUGGAAGAGAUAAGGAUAUGUCCGGAGUGAUAUGCUCAAGUAACUACAAUAGUCUCAGAUUACCCGAUGAAAUCCCAUAUAUCGGUUGCGGAGCUGUAGUGGCAGAAAAUCCCAAAUUUAGCAGCACACCUGGUUCAAAAUACAAGGUUCAAUGUCCUGAUGAUUGUUUGGAAAUAGCUACGGAGCCUUAUCGUGUGCAGGGUGGAAAGGAUGGAAAAUAUUCACUUUCCAGUUCUAUAUGUUUGGCUGCAAUACAUUCUGGAGAGUAUGAUAGACUCUCUCCACUGGAGAUUGAGAUUAUUGUGGCUCCUCAGGAAUUGGACGGAUUUUAUCAAAAUGGUAUAGACAGCGAAAGUGUACCAACAAUUCUUGGUGAUUCUGCCUUUAAGAUUAGACGAUUACCAAAAAAAUGUAAGAAUGGAUAUGGAACUAAAACAAUAUCGCAAAAUAUGGCUAAGCUGUCUAAAGGCAUCACUACUCCAAGUACUAAUGACCAAAAUUCUCAGUCAAGGGACAAAGAAGAGGUGAAGCAGAAAGAAGGUACAAAGUACAAUAAGGAUUUAGAACAUGAUAAAAGGCCAAUAGACAUGUUUACUGGAGAGGCGAUUGAAUCAUUAAUACGCCAAACAUAUGCCAGAACGUCCAAGGGUUCUCCAGUCUUUCUCAAUUUGUUCCAUGAACAUACUGGAUUGGUCCUGGCCAAUAUAAGAGAUUUGAUCAAAAAGGCUGAUCUAAGUAAGAUUCCAAGCGAUACAUUGUUAUAUCAACUUGAUGUAAAAGUGCGGAAUUUUCAAAACAAAAUACAACUUUUAGCUUCACAUGUAUCUUAUAGAAGACAAGCUUUAAUGCAGCAGAUGGAUAAAUUGAAUAAAGAGAAGGCCUCCCAAACUUCUUUUGAAUCUUGGUCUAUGGGUGAUAUGGGACAAGCACCUAUUUUUAAAGUUUUUGUUCAAGAAACCAGCAAUGGGACAAAGGGACGUCCCAGUUGGACGACCAGUGAAUUAAAUGUUAGGGGAACUACUGAGCUAACAAUAUCGCAAAUGUCAGAAAUACUUCCACCAAAUAAUAUCGUUGGUGGAACGUAUUUAUUUUUAAGGAAUCGCAAAUUUUAUGACUUUAUAUUCUCUGCUGCUCUUUACGCAGGUAGUAGUGGAACCAUUGGCCUUGCAUUUAGAAUUGUUGAUAUGGAUAAUUACUAUCUUUUCCAGAUGAAACAGGCCAAUGGUGGAUAUAAACGUUUAAUAAGGGUGACUGACGGCGCUCCUUAUGAAAUCGCACGUAUAGAAGAUGGAGGAUAUAUCGAAGAAGUUUGGUAUACCGUUAGAAUAGAAACAAGGCAGAGCCGUUUGAUGAUAUCCGUUUUGCAAGGUGACGACCCUGUUUUUGAUACACCAAAAGCUGUAAUAGAUGUUAUCGACGCAACUCAUAUGAGUGGAUCUGUAGGAUUAUAUACUGGAAAGGUUUCCUAUGGGCAUUUCAAACGGGUACAUGUGGAUGCUCUUGCAUGUCUAAGAUAUGAUGCUCCUCCUAUUCCCCCUCCGCCUCCAUUUUGCAGUAUAUACAAGGAAGAAUAUAAUUCCACUUUUGCGAGUAAUUGGUCCGUUUACAAUUCACGAGGGGAAUGGAAAUAUGAACGUGACAUAAUGGGAGAAUCGCAUGCUAUAGCCCACAUUUGGAAAAAGGGCGUAGAGGAUGAAGUAGAACCUACAAUUUCUGUAUUGAAGAACCACAAAAGUUGUAGUUUUGGAACCUUUAGAGCUUCCAUAUUACCACAAUGCAAUUUUGGUAGUGUAGGAGUAGUUGUUCGUUUUCAUAAUGCAGGAGAGUAUAUCAUGUUACAACUUUCUGACGGUUAUGCUGUAUUAAAACAAAUGUACAAGAAUAAUCUCGUUACUUUGGCAGAGACAAAAGUAAAGGCUGUCGCAUUAGGUUCAUGGAACCAUGUACUUGUUUCAUUUAAUGACAAUUCUUUGACUGUAUCUGUUGGUACUGAUUACGAUUACUUGGAGGUUUUGUUUUUAAAUGUAAGGACCAGUUAUGAGAUAGAAAAGGGAGGCUCUGUAGGUCUUGUAAGCCUUAACUGCGCUGCAUGCGCAUUUGCAAACAUAACUUUGAAGCCAAUAUACACUACAGGAACUGAUGUAACCGAGACAUUGAAGCGUCAUACGGAAGAAGAGGAAACGACCUUGUCAUACUGCAGAAACAUUGAUAGACGUUCCGAUUGCAAAAAUAUCGCAUCUGAUAAUAUAGACAACUGUGAAUCAAACUAUUGUAACGUAUGCUGUCAAUUUCAUUACAAUGAUAAAGAGGCACAGGAAAGGUGUCAUGACGAGUGUGAGAAGCUUGACACCAAUGUUGUGCUGCUACAAAAGGCAGUUGACCAGCUUUGGUUUAACUGUUCAAAUAGCGAAUUUAUGGAACAAUUUGGUGGUUGCACAGAGUCAAGUUGCAAACAACAAGCUUGCUCCCUAUGUUGUGGAUCUGCAAAGCCAUUCGAGUUUCUAUCUUCUAGUUUGAAUGCGCUUGCCGCAAAAAGAUGCAGAAAGAUGUGUGAAUUCGCAUAA
This is a messenger RNA of Theileria equi strain WA, 4746 nucleotides long. RefSeq lists its product as hypothetical. The record is from RefSeq and is a predicted model, not a curated record. The coding region runs from base 1 to 4746 and encodes 1581 amino acids. The transcript has 4 exons. NCBI's taxonomy places the organism in Eukaryota, Apicomplexa, Aconoidasida, Piroplasmida, Theileriidae.